Messenger RNA from Megalobrama amblycephala (Wuchang bream), 1965 nucleotides. RefSeq lists its product as uncharacterized. The record is from RefSeq and is a predicted model, not a curated record. The transcript has 6 exons. The coding region runs from base 49 to 1458 and encodes 469 amino acids. NCBI's taxonomy places the organism in Eukaryota, Metazoa, Chordata, Actinopteri, Cypriniformes, Xenocyprididae.
GUUUUCAGACAUUUUAAGAGUUACUAUCGUGGGCUUUUCAGUGAACCGAUGAAGAAAAUGUUCCUCAAGUUAGUUUUGCUCUGUUUGUGGCGUCUGGAUGGAGUGUUUGGUAAAGUGAAGACAGUGUUUGUGAAGGAGGGAGAUUCAGUCACUCUAAACUCUGAUCUUACUGAAAUGAAGGAUGGUGAUGAGAUUCAGUGGAGGAUUGAAAACACUUUAAUAGCUGAAAUCAAUAAACGGGUCGACAGAAUCACUGUAUAUGAUGAUGUUCUUGAUGGGAAAUUCAGAGACAGACUGAAACUGGACAAUCAAACUGGAUCUCUGACCAUCACAAACUUCACAAUGAAACACGCUAGAGAAUAUAAACUACGGACCAACCAUAAGAGUGCUGAUUUCUAUAUCGCUGUCUAUUUGUCAGUGAAGGAGGGAGAUUCAUUCACUCUCGACUCUGGUCUUACUGAAAUGAAAAAUGAUGAUGUGAUUCGGUGGAUGUUUGGAUUGUUUGAAAACACUUUAAUAGCUGAAAUCAAUAAACGGGUUGACAGCUUCACUGUAGAUGAUGAUGUUCUUUAUUGGAGAUUCAGAGACAGACUGAAGCUGGACAAUCAAACUGGAUCUCUGACCAUCACAAACUUCACAAUGAAACACACUGGACGUUAUAAACUAGAGAUCAACAAUAAGGGAGUUGAAUUCUUUCUCGCUGUCAUUGUGUCAGUGAUGGAGGGAGAUUCAGUCACUCUAAACUCUGAUCUUACUGAAAUAAAGAAUUAUGAUUGGAUUUGGUGGAGUUUUAGAGAUUUUGAACACACUUUAAUAGCUAAAAUCGAUAAACGGGACGACAUAUUCACUGUACGUGAUGAUGUUCUUGAUGGGAGAUUCAGAGACAGACUGAAACUGGACAAUCAAACUGGAUCUCUGACCAUCACAAACACCACAAUGAAACAUGCUGGACAUUAUAAUUUACAGACCAACACUUUCGGCAGGCGUUUUUAUUUUAUUUGUCUCGUUGUCUAUGCUCGUCUGCCUGUUCCUGUCAUCAGCAGUAACUCUUCUCAAUGUUCUUCAUCAUCAUCAUCAUCAUCAUCAUGUUCAUUGGUGUGUUCAGUGGUGAAUGUGAGUCAUGUGACUCUCUCCUGGUACAAAGGAAACAGUUCAUUGUCCAGCAUCAGUGCAUCUGAUCUCAGCAUCAGUCUCUCUCUACCUCUGGAGGUGGAAUAUCAGGAUAAAAACACCUACAGCUGUGUGCUGAACAAUCCCAUCAGCCACCAGACUCAACAUCUGGACAUCACUCAACUCUGUCACACAUGUUCAGUCCACUGUUGUGGUCCUACUGAAGCUGUGAUCCGAUUGGUCCUCUCUGCUCUGGUGGGCGUGGCUACUGUCAUUCUUGUGGUUUAUCACAUCAGAUCCAGAAGAGCUGAACGAGAUCAAGCACAUAUUCACACAUCAGGUACAUGAUUGAUGAUGACUGAUUCAGCAUAUAUUAAUAUUGGUGAGAUUGAUUAAUUUAUGGCUUUACAUGUUCAUCUUUUUCAAGAAGCGCUUAAAUCUGAAGCAGAACGCUGAACUUUAAAGAUUCUUCAAGUGUGUUUUUGUCAUAAUAAAUACUGAUGAUUAUUUGAGCUUCUCUUUCAGUCUCAGAUUUGUAAAAAUCUUAUUUGUAAGGCUUUAUUGUUUAUAUUUCUCUCAGAGACACACAGAUCUCACUUUACUACUACUGCUGUAUAUUUGUCAUGUGUAUUUUAGACUGUUGUUGAUGAUCAAAUUAAAAUAGCAUCUUUUGAAUGUGUCUGACGGAGUUGACACAAAUUCAGUUCUGAAGUGAAUAAAUGUACAUUUUUAGAAGAAAACAUUUUCAGAAAAACCUGUUCCCUUACAUGUUCAUUAGCUGAGACCUUUGUCUACAAAUAUAUCAGUUUAUAAUAAUGUGUUAUUCAAUAAUAAAAACUAACUUUUAAAACAUGA